ACAAUUCCAAACGAGGAACUAUGCUCAGGAUUGGAUUUAUAUGGCUGAUCAGUUUCCUCUGCUGUUAUCAAAAGCAGAUAUCAAAUGGCUGUGGAGGAAUGCAGGUGAUUGGAGUUGGUCCAAAGGGAAGUUGUGAGUUCUGGGAGGCAGAAGGAAAGCAGCUGCCAUGUUCUGAAGGUUAUCGGCACCUGUUGGUGAUAGAGACAGACACAGAGGUGUUAGCAGGUUCCUGUUUGUCCUCGCACCCCCGUCCCUCCUGAUGCUGACCUUGUCCCAGGUCUUCUACCAGGCCUUCUACCAGAUGCUUUGCUGAGAAUUCACAGAGGCCGUAGACCUGAAGAACCAACAACCUUCCGUAGGCUUUGAGGUCGCACUCCGGCAGCAGGACGUGCUGGCUCCCAGGAAUCACUGUGACCACUAUUCCAAAUUCCUUAUGUGUUCAGAAUUUAUUCAGAGCUCAGGAAGGUGAUACUACUGUAACAGAUGCUCUUCAGCUGUUGGGUACACCUGCAGAAAGGCUGUCACUUCACACUUGGAAGAUUGCACAGCGGCCAGGCAGAGGCGCUCCUCACUUCCCAGACGAUGGGCGACCGGGCAGAGGCGCUCCUCACUUCCCAGAGGGGGCAGCCGGGCAGAGACGCUCCUCACAUCCCAGACGAUGGGCGGCCGGGCAGAGGCGCUCCUCACCUCCCAGACGAAGGGCGGCCGGGCAGAGGCGCUCCUCACCUCUCAGACGAAGGGCGGCCGGGCAGAGGCGCUCCUCACCUCCCAGACGAAGGGCGGCCGGGCAGAGGCGCUCCUCACAUCCCAGACGAUGGGCGGCCGGGCAGAGGCGCUCCUCACAUCCCAGACGAUGGGCGGCCGGGCAGAGGCGCUCCUCACCUCCCAGACGAUGGGCGGCCGGGCAGAGGCGCUCCUCACCUCCCAGACGGGGCCGCCGGGCAAAGGUGCUCCUCACCUCCCAGACGGGGCGGCCAGGCAGAGGCGCUCCUCACUUCUCAGACGAUGGGCGGCCGGGCAGAGGCGAUCUUCACUUCCCAGAUGGGGCUGCCGGGCAAAGGUGCUCCUCACUUCCUAGAUGUGGUGGUGGCCGGGCAGAGGCGCUCCUCACUUCCCAGCGGCCGGGCAGAGGGGCUCCUCACAUCCCAGACCAUGGGCGGCCGGGCAGAGACGCUCCUCACUUCCUAGACAGGGUGGCGGCCGGGCAGAGGCUGUAAUCUCAGCAGUUUGGGAGGCCAAGGCAGGUGGCUGGGAGGUGGAGGUUAUAGCUAGCCAAGAUCACGCCACUGCACUCCAGCGUGGGCAACAUUGAGCAUUGAGUGAGCGAGACUCCGUCUGCAAUCCCAGCGCUUCGGGAGGCCGAGGCGGGCAGAUCACUGGAGGUCAGGAGCUGGAGACCAGCCCGGCCAACACGGCGAAACCCUGUCUCCACCAAAAAUACAAAAACCAGUCAGGCGUGGCGGCGCAUGCCUGCAAUCCCAGGCACUAGGCAGGCCGAGGCAGGAGAAUCACAGGAGCCCGAGGCAGGGAGGUUGCAGCGAGCCGAGAUAACGGCAGUACAGUGCAGCCUCGGCAACAGAGGGAGACCGUCGAAAGAAAGAGAGAGAGAGAGGGAGGGAGAGAGAGAGAGAGAGAGAGAGAGAGAGAGAGAGAGAGAGAGAGAGAGAGUGUCCUAUCUUUAAGGAGCUGAGCAUCAAACAAAAAUCUUAUGAGAGAGGAGAGCCUAAAGAACUUGGGGACACAUUUUCAUUAGAGGCCAAUAAAUAUAUCUGUGGCAAGAACCUCUUGUUUCUGAUUCAAAAAGCUCCAAAUGAUUUCUGUGGAACUCAAGUCCCCCAAGAUGUUCUGUGAAAAGGGGGUUUUAUAGUCAAACAUGUUACAAAAUGCUUUAUGCCAUAUUUCACUCUUAAAGAUUCAUAGACAAUUAAUAUAUAAAAAUUACCAAGGUGAUUUACAGAAAAGAAACCUAUAAGGAGGCCACAUCUUUCCAAAGUAUUUGCUAUUAAAAUGAAUUUGGGAAGAGAGAAGGAGUAAUGCCUUUAACAGUCCUUUAGUAUUUUGUGAAAUUCAUUUCUUCCUCUGUACUGUAUUUACAUUAUUAUUUUUCCUAACUUCUUUUAAGUAUUUCUAAAAUAUUUUUUGUUUUCUUAAUUAAAUCUUCAUUUUAGUGUUUCUACUUAGGUGUUUAAAUUCCAACAUUGUGCUUAAAAUAGGAGUACAGUUAUUUUAGUGAAGAGGUUUAGCAGUAUUUUGUUUGACUUUGUAGGAAGAAUUAAUACCAUGAGGUUUUAGACAAGUCAUUUUAGCCCUCCAAAAUAACAGUAAGGGGAAGCAUUUGUGCUUGGCAUAUAGACCGUUGCACUUUUUACAAUCUGAUUUUAUGGUACCCCUUUUUUCAUGUCUAGCAUAACGCUCCGUCUUCAGGCUUUUGAACAAACGUGUCAGUAGCCUUAAAUCAAGCUACCAUGCUAAAAUACAUUACUGUGUCACAGCGAUUUGCAACUAUUCAUUUAAUUGCAUCCUAUAAAAUGAACCAGAAGGUGUAAGUUUACAAACAUAACAUCUGAGGUGCUGGUAAGAUUAGAGCUAUAUAACACAUGUAGUUUGAAUUCUCAAUAUAAAGUCAGGAAGGGCUGUAAUUUUAAUAUACUGCUGACAAGGGGUAUCUGAGAAUUAAUGGGCAUUCCCAAUAGAUAUUUUCAGCAUUAAAG
Messenger RNA from Gorilla gorilla gorilla (western lowland gorilla), 2711 nucleotides. RefSeq names its product collagen alpha-1(II) chain-like. The record is from RefSeq and is a predicted model, not a curated record. The coding region runs from base 484 to 1188 and encodes 234 amino acids. The transcript has 4 exons. Lineage: Eukaryota; Metazoa; Chordata; Mammalia; Primates; Hominidae.